Bursaphelenchus xylophilus (pine wood nematode) is the source of this 571-nucleotide messenger RNA. NCBI's taxonomy places the organism in Eukaryota, Metazoa, Nematoda, Chromadorea, Rhabditida, Aphelenchoididae. The record is from the annotation of a GenBank genome assembly.
AUGUCUGUAAGUCGUCUUUUGUCUAAAAUAAGGCCUUUAGACCAUCAAAGCCAAGAAAAAGGGGAGAGCCAGUAAUGCGGCCGAGACUGGAAAGGAGCGCAAAUCCUCCAAACCCCGGACUUCGGUAGCCCGUCGCAAGAGUUCUGCUGGGAAAAUUGGAGUGGAAAAGGCCAAGGAGAGCAAGGUGAACACAGUUUCUGGUAAAAUAAUUGAAUUCUAUUACAGCCUGCGGUCAAGCAGAUUGCCAGUUGCCCUAAAAAGAUCUCUCCAACGCCGGCGAAGGUAGGUUUUAUCGAAUUUUGCAUUGUUUUGGACUACUUUUUGCUUAAUUCUUAAUUUUUAGCCGCCCAAACCAGAAGUGAAGCCAGAAAAGAAGAAGCCAGCGUCCCCAAAGAAGCCGGGGUCUCCCAAGAAGUCCGUGGAAGCGAAGACGAGUACCGAGAAGAAGAACAGCGAGCUCUCGGAGCCCUUGGACACCUCUCAGAACAUCAAGUCCCUGAGCAGAGACGAGACUCCCUCGGAUGGCCUCAGGCUCAGACCCAAGGAAGAGGGCCCGGUCCCGGAACUCUAG